AUUCCUUUUCUUGGACGUUUAAAUGUGAGCGAGUAUGUAGCCCUGGUGGGCUCCUUCUGUCUCGUCGGGUUGGAAGCAAUUAUCAGGAUUCUCACGCUUGCAUUGCCUGCAACGAUAAUUCGCCUCUGCUAUCGCGCGUCUAGGGGAUUGUUCAACCGAUUCACAACCGCUGCCUCCAGGAAGCAGGAGGCGAAGAAGACGACUAUCUCCAGCUCGAUUCGUGAUGCUUCCGACUUCGUUGACUUGUGCGCCUUGUACGGUUACUACGCCGAGGAACAUGUCAUGCAGACGGGGGAUGGCUACAUGCUCGCGCUGCAUCGGCUAGCUUGGAGGAAAGGGGAGGACGACCAGAAGGUCAAUAAUGGACCUGAUAGUAUCAGGAAGAACGUUGUCUAUAUGCACCAUGGGCUCCUCAUGAAUAGUGAGGUGUGGGUAUGUCUGACGGACGAGGAGAGGUGUCUGCCUUUCAGAUUGGUGGAAAUGGGAUACGAUGUCUGGCUUGGUAACAACCGCGGGAACAAAUACUCCAAGAAAUCCACCCACCAUUCCCCGACGGAUAUUCCAUUCUGGGAUUUUUCCAUCGAUGAGUUUGCAUUCUAUGACAUCCCGGAUAGCAUCCAUUACAUCCUGGAAACCACAGCUGCGCCAUCACUAUCAUAUAUUGGAUUCUCCCAGGGCACAGCUCAGGCAUUUGCCGCAUUGGCCGUGCAUCCCAAGCUUAAUGAUAAGAUCAACGUCUUCAUUGCCCUUGCGCCGGCCAUGUCACCAGCCGGUCUCUCCAACGGCAUAGUUGAUGCUCUAACGAAGGCUUCCCCUCAAUUUCUGUUCCUCCUUUUCGGUCGACGAUCCAUCCUCAGCUCAGCCACUAUGUGGCAGUCGAUUCUCUACCCCCCAAUCUUCGUCCGCCUUAUCGACAUGGGCCUUUCAUUCCUCUUCGGUUGGACAGCCCGCAACAUAUCCAUGAGCCAAAAACUAGCGGCUUAUGCCCACCUAUAUUCCUUUACGAGUACCAAAAGUGUCGUACACUGGUUCCAGAUUAUUCGAAAUAAGAGCUUCCAAAUGUACGACGACGACGUCCAGCCGGUGAUCUCUCUAAACAUUGUGAACAAAUAUACAAAAGUCGCCAAGUUCCCGACCAGGAAUAUCAAGACGCCCAUUGUCCUCGUCUAUGGCGGUAGUGACUCCUUAGUCGAUAUCAACGUCAUGCUGAAAGAACUCCCCUCGCAUACGGUCGCAACUGAGAUUCCCCAUUAUGAACACCUCGACUUUCUUUGGGCGCGAGAAGUUGAUACCCUAGUCUUCCCGCACGUCUUUGAUGCCCUGAAAUCCUUCUGCGAUGCUCAACACUCGAAAGAGGAAUAUGAGCGAUAUCGCACUGCUCGGCACGCCUCCAUUAGUGCUGCAAGGAGC
Messenger RNA from Amorphotheca resinae ATCC 22711, 1410 nucleotides. RefSeq lists its product as hypothetical. Lineage: Eukaryota; Fungi; Ascomycota; Leotiomycetes; Helotiales; Amorphothecaceae. The annotation marks the transcript as partial. The transcript is spliced from 5 exons. The record is from RefSeq and is a predicted model, not a curated record.